Molecule: messenger RNA, 2205 nt
Organism: Amoebophrya sp. A120
Lineage: Eukaryota; Dinophyceae; Syndiniales; Amoebophryaceae
Source: the annotation of a GenBank genome assembly
AGCAACAAGCUUUAUGUGCUUUUUUUUUGAGUUAUAAUCUAUCUCGGACCACGAGGACGCGACUAAUUUUUAUCGACUCUCGUUUUACGACGGCGCAACUACAUACCGCCAAAAACAAUUCCAUUUCCAACCGGUAAUAGUAGAAGCAAGCAAGUCAAAACAAAAAAACAAUACACGACACCUGUUGUACCACUACGAAUUUAAGAAGUAUUGCGUUUGGAAUAUAUUUACAGACUUUCUACUACGAAAAAAGACAAACACAACCCAAAAUGUUGUCGUCCAAGCUGGGUUUGUUGGAUCUGAAGCCGGACCAAAUUGCCGGGAAGCGGGUUCUGAUGUAUCCAAGAAAAAAAGUGUGUAAGUGUAACUUUUUUGCAGGAACAGCAUUACAGAUUUGUUUUGCAUGACAGAGAAAACCUGCCAUGCGUAGCUAGUACGCGAAGACACGUAGGAAAAUAGCCUCUGAUGCAUAUCCAGUAUGACAGAAGUAACUGUAGUGCAACAUCUGCAAGACCACACAGUUUUUUCCUUGCAUAUGAUGCGUGUGGAUUUCAAUGUGCCACUGGAUAAGGAAACCAACUCCACGGUGAAAGACGAAACCCGGGUGAAGGCCGCCCUACCGACCAUCGUGUCUAUCCUGAACCUAUGGAUUGCAAAAGUGUCUGGGUCUGGAAAGUUGGAACUUGUAAUGAUGCUUGCAUACGAGAGCUCCCAAACCAGGUGGAGGCGCCGCCCUGGUUGCUGGUUUGGGUGGACGCAGCUCUCGUGUGCCGGAGCACCUGUAUGCCUCUGGGAGACGCAGCAGCUUUUGUGGUUGUUGAAUCGGUCCGGAUUAGCACAGCAGUGGCCUCGCUUGAGGCCCCUCCCCUGUGCUUCGUCUCCACAUGCAUAAGGACCUCCAGGGCCGUGCAUCAUGUUCGACCUGCCUCGUAGACGCUCGCUGCUUGUCUACGCCUUCGCGCAGCAUGGGCCCGGUCCCGUGUUGCACGUUGUGCCAGCCUUUUCGCGCGCCAGCCUCGUCUGCUUCUACCGCUACCGCUCUUACGAAAGGCCUGUAGUAAUUAGCUCCAUACUUACACACAAACGCUUUUUAAGUAGCACUAGUAAGCGCUGUAGUUUUCCUUCCAGCAGUUUCCAAGUAAGUAGAAGCUUAGUCGAUUUACUGGCUUUAGUAGGCCUAGAAAAGGCACAGGGACGGACUGCCCUUAGACCUCCGAUGUAAUGCUAGCUUUACAUUCCUGGGAAAUCUCAAUCUGUAUUGCAUAACCGACAAAAGCCGCAGCCUCUUUUGUCAUGCAAAAACGUAAUUUCUCAUGCGGACUGCCUAUGAGAAAGCGCUCCGGAAAGUUGUCAUGUUGGGCUGCAUUCGGAAGUGUUUCCAUCAUGCACAUUUUGGCGUCACAAGUUUCCAGACCCAGACAUAUUUGCAUUUGAUAGAACCAGAAACCGAAGGCCUUGAUUCUCAUGUCCCACCUUGGCCGCCCGGACGGUACGGUCUAUCAGAGGGAAAGAAUAUUUGGCCGCCCUUCCGUCCCAUAAGUAGACGGCAAUGAUAUAUAAAGCAUGGCUGCAUAAUAUUUCAUGUGGAUCAUUAACCCAGCGGAGACGCCUGGCGGUUGUUCUCCUGCCAGGCCGGCGGACGAGAGAUCCGAAAUUUAUUAUCGUGCGACAACUUGAAAAAUACCGAAGGGCGCAGCGGCACUGCCUCGUUGUAGAAGUUGAUAUGUUCUGACAGCGUUCCUCUUGGUUCUGUUUUAGAAGCAUCUUCGGAAGUAGUUAAUAUUUUCGGGACGGAAGGGCGAUGCUUUUCAUUUUUCGUUUCGAUUCACUCCGUAUCAACUGCAAAUAUAUAUCUCAGUCUGGAAAUGUGGGAGUAGUUGUGAUGCUGCCUUUGGAAGAUCAUUCUGAAAGAAUUUGUAUUGCAUGAGCUGCUGCUGCAAGGGCGUGACGAGAUAGUCCAGGUUCUUUUACGCGAAGUAGAAGAGGGUGUUAAGUAUUUAUUCUCAUCCCGGAUAAGUAAAAAUCCUUGAAAAAAUCUGUGAUGCUAGACACGACAGAACACAGAGAAGACAUCAUGGGAGGUCCUCAUACAAAAUCAAAAUGAGCAUAAAGUACAAGUGUUGCACUAUGCCAAGUGUUGCACGUUUCCUGACUCAGAUCGAUAUUUUUUGCAAAAAUGCAUACUUGAGUCCAAAUUUUCACUGA